Messenger RNA from Drosophila sulfurigaster albostrigata, 721 nucleotides. It is a transcript of the gene Su(var)205, whose product is annotated as heterochromatin protein 1. Gene Ontology annotation, molecular function: chromatin binding. Gene Ontology annotation, biological process: negative regulation of transcription by RNA polymerase II; chromatin organization. The transcript is spliced from 3 exons. The record is from RefSeq and is a predicted model, not a curated record. Lineage: Eukaryota; Metazoa; Arthropoda; Insecta; Diptera; Drosophilidae. Gene Ontology annotation, cellular component: nucleus; pericentric heterochromatin. The coding region runs from base 20 to 616 and encodes 198 amino acids.
UCUCUAAAUUUUAAGUAAAAUGUCUAAAAAGGGAGAUCCGCAAUCCUCUGGUGGUGAAGAGGAGGAAGAGGAGGAGUAUGCCGUGGAGAAGAUUCUCGACCGUCGUGUGCGCAAAGGAAAGGUUGAGUAUUACCUCAAGUGGAAGGGUUAUGCUGAAACAGAAAACACUUGGGAGCCCGAGGGCAAUCUCGACUGCCAAGAUUUAAUACAACAAUACGAAUUGUCACGCAAGGAUGAGGCUAAUGCAACGGCUAAAAAAGAUCGUCCCGGUAGUACUGCCGAGAAUAAGGAUGCCUCGAGCUCAUCCACUCCCAGCACCACCAAUAACAGCAGCAACAACAAGCGCAAAUCCGAGGAACCCCCAGGUCCAGCUAGCAAAACCAAGCGUGCCGAAGUAUUAGUACCAGCUGGCGGCACUGGCUUCGAUCGUGGCCUCAAGGCUGAAAAGAUAUUAGGCGCAUCCGAUAAUGAUGGGCGUCUCACAUUCCUCAUUCAAUUCAAGGGCGUGGAUCAAGCGGAAAUGGUGCCAUCGACAGUGGCGAAUGUAAAGAUCCCACAAAUGGUCAUUCGCUUCUACGAGGAGCGUCUUUCGUGGUACUCGGACAACGAGGAUUGAAGUAACAUGACAGCAUCUCCAGCAUCCCAUUUUGAAGUCCGCUUACAUAUUAUUCUCUAAGUUUCACACAACAUACAACAAAAAAAUAAACCAUGUUGAAAUAAA